Molecule: messenger RNA, 1401 nt
Organism: Periconia digitata
Lineage: Eukaryota; Fungi; Ascomycota; Dothideomycetes; Pleosporales; Periconiaceae
Source: the annotation of a GenBank genome assembly
CUCCUUCGUUCGCUUGCUUAUCCUGACCCUGAUCGGUUUGCCCACCAUCGCACCUCAACAAUCUCAACGAUAAACGCGGACACUGGUUCCAAAAUGCAGUCAGUUUCACUCAGGCCAGCACUGCCCAACGAAAUCAUUCUUCUCAUCAUGGAGAGUCUAUUGGUAGUCCGUGGUCUCUUACUACACCCUUCGGAUGAGCUAGCCCGGAGGAACCGCAACAAAUAUUGUGUCAAGGCUCUUCAUGCUCUUGCGCUUACUUGUCGGCGGUUUAAUCAGAUGGUCACGCCAUUGCUCUACGAAUCAUUUAUCCACCCGCGAGAUGACUGGGGUGCCUUGGCCAAAUUUGCGCAGACACUACUGGACAAUCCUUCACUACGUGACCAUGUACAGUACGUUGAGUGUCACGUGCGUCCCAGACGAGGUGGAGUGCCGACAAGAGUUUGGUCCAUGCACAUGCCGUAUUUCCCUCAAAAGCUGUUCCUGGAAGUCGUGAAAGCAAUUGGCCGUUCCGAACUUGAAGAUGAAGUUAGCAAACCCAUGCGCGAUAUAAGAAAGCAUGCGGCUAUUUUUACUGCUGUCAUCUUGCUUACCAGAAAUGUUACCCAUGUGCAAAUGGACAGCGGUGUAAAUUUCAUCACUGAUUAUGCAUGGAGCCAUCCGUCAUUAAAAAAUCUCACGAUGCAAAGGCUUUACGACGUGCGUGCGUCGAGAGCCGCGACACCGAUCACUUCACAGACACUGGUUCCUGCUCCGGGUAUGAGUGACGCGGUCUGGCCUGACUACGGGAAUUACAUCAUAGAGGAGAUGGCAGUCCAUUACUGCGAUAUGGCGCCCGAGAUACUCAAUAGCAGCAUUUUCCGGGGCCUAGAAAUAGGCUCUAUAGUUCGUCUCAAGCGAUUCGCCUGUCGAUGGCACAAAGUUCCAAACUGCCAAAUGGACUAUGAAGGCAACAUUAAUCUGCAAAGUCUCUCCGAUAGCCUAAGCGCUUUCCAAACUACCCUAGAAACUUUGAUUCUCGAUACCACCGAAUCUGAAUGGCUUGUUUCUCUCGAUGAAGUGAUACCUACCAUUGGAAGUUUACGGCGGUUUAUUGUCCUCAAGCACAUUGAUGUUUCCGGUCUAGCUCUGUGGAGCGACGACCCUGGGACGGAAAACGCUCCUCUUGCAGCCAUCUUACCUGCGUCUUUGCAGACUUUGGUUGUACAUGUGGAAUGGGACGAUGAAAUAGAGGGGUACCUUAUGGAGUUCUCCAGGGACUGCGGUGCCAAUUUUCCACGCCUGAGGAAUAUUACUAUUGAGUGCACAGGGGGAUCAGCGCCGACGCAAGAUAAUGAUUUGUUGACAGGUCUGUUCGCAAUGGAGAAAGUGCAAUUGGUUUUGAGGAACGAUCCAAGGUCGUGA